Drechmeria coniospora is the source of this 2025-nucleotide messenger RNA. RefSeq names its product C6 transcription factor. Bases 1 to 2025 code for a protein of 674 amino acids. Gene Ontology annotation, biological process: regulation of transcription by RNA polymerase II. The record is from RefSeq and is a predicted model, not a curated record. Gene Ontology annotation, molecular function: DNA-binding transcription factor activity, RNA polymerase II-specific. The transcript has 6 exons. Lineage: Eukaryota; Fungi; Ascomycota; Sordariomycetes; Hypocreales; Ophiocordycipitaceae.
AUGGCCGGUCCCGGUGGUGGUCCCCCUCGUCGCAGCCGCAACUGCACCAAGCACAAGAUCCGCUGCCCGUACAACGACGUGCAGGUGCCCGACGCCGAGCGUUCCACGACGCCCGACAAGCCCGACCUCAUGUGGACGCCGCAGAUCGAGGCGGCCAUCGGCGAGUGGCAGGCCACGGGCGUCUUCCCCUUCCCCUCGCUCGGCGUCUACCCGGCUCCGAUGCCGCACAUGUACUCGCUCGAGGAUCUUCGCCUCAUCUACCACGUCGCCAGCCUGUACCAUCAGCUCGCCGCCAUCGACGCCAACAACUUUACCCUGUGGACUCGCCACAUCCUCGUCCUCCUGAGAAUCGGCGCCACGACGCCCUACGUCAUGCACGCGCUGCUCGCCUUCUCCGCCAUGCACAUCGCCUUCCUCACCGACUGCCCCCUCGUCGGCAGCAUGGCCUUUGAGCACCGCGGCAUCGCCCUCAGCGGCCUGCACGAGGCCAUCAACUCCUUCUCGCGCGAAACCUCGGAUGCCAUCCUCGCCGCGUCCCUCGUCCUCUCCUGGCAGGCCACAGAUUGGCGCAGCUGGACCCAGCUCAUGCAGGGAACCUCGACGGUCAUUGACGCCAUGGACUCGUGGAAGCACGAGUCGCUCUUUGGCGACUUCAUCGCCGAGAGCAGCACCUUCCCGACGGCGCCCUCGUCGCCUUCGCCCGACCACCGGCCCAGCCAGCCCUCCGAGGAGGAUCUCCACGCCUACCAGCGGACCCUCGAGCAGGUCCAAAAGGUCGAGGCCUUUCUCAAGCGCAGCAAGGAGGACACGACGCAGCUGCAGCAUCUCAUCGGCUUCCUCAAGGGUGCCCGCAAGAUCACGCCCACCCUCUCCAUCGCCGGACAGUACGAGCGCCUGCAACCCCUCCGCACCUGGCUCUUCUGGAUGCCCGUCGGCUACCUCCAGAGCCAUCAAGGCUCGCCCAACUCGCUCGUCAUCAUCGCCCACCUCUACACCGUCGCCAUCCUCAUGGAGCGCCUCUUCCCCGAGAUCGGCGCCGCCUACUUUGGCAGCCUCUCCAUCUCGCCCGUCGAGGAAAUUGCCCGCCGCCUCAUGUCCUACAGCGUCGCCCGCAGCGACGCCGACAAGGGCGCGCAUCAUCAGACGCCCCUGGCGCUCAUGGAGUUCCCCAUCGACACCGUCGCCGAGUUCCGCUCCCGCAUGGGCUGGAACAACCCGGAGCGGACGCCCUCGUUCCCGCAGUUCCACCCACCCAACUUCCCCGUCCCCCACGACGUCGUGGAGCAGCGACAACUCCCGCACCAGCACCAGCAACAGCAACAGCAUCAGCACCAGCACCAGCACCAGCACCAGCUUCAGCACCAGCUUCAGCACCAGCACCAGCACCAGCACCCAAACUACGUUCCGUACGGCACCGCCGCCUUCAGCUACGGCGCCGACGCGAUGCCCAUGCUGAACAGCGCUUCGACCCCGGCGCGAGGACACCAGCCGCUGCCGCACUUUGCGAGCCCGCAGUACCUUGCCAUACCCUCCCCCACAUAUCGUGGCUCCUACAGCCCGGCCUCGUCGACGAUUGAGGGCUCCGUCACCUACAGCGACGUGGAUGACUAUGGCUCGACCCUUGACCUGGGUUACACCUCGGCCCCCUGUCCCCCGGGCCAGCCUUUCCUGCUGGGCGAGGCGCAACAUCGCAGCUACGGCGUCGGGAAUCUGCGCCGCGGCCUCGUGAAGCCGCUGUCGACGACGCUCGGCUUCGCCCCUCCCGACGACGCUGCCAAUUCUGCCUCCUCGCGCUCCAGCGCCCCCUCUCCUUAUCUUCACCCGGAGUCGCUCGCCAUGCUUCCGCUGCCCGAAUCCCCCCUGUCGACGAGCAGCCCGCCACGAUUUCCCAUCCGCCAUCCCCACCAAGCUGCCGCCGUCUCGGGGCGCCAUCCCAACUCGCCCCUUGCCCAGAUGCCCCUGGUCUCGCACCAAGACUUUGCCCUCCGGCGAGACCGGAACGGCAGGACGAGUCCGUUUAGGUAG